AUGAAACGAAGUCAAUCACAGGAGCCGCCCCUCAAAAAGCGAGAAAUGUCAUCUGACGGCCUAGCACCACCAGAGGAAAUGCAUAUCUUGCAGAGAAGUCCUUCUCCAGACUCAAUGCUGGCCCAUUGGAGUCGCAACGUCCGCGGCGCUUUCUCGAACAUUGGCGGAGGCGAAGAGCCUAACGAGGUCAUUAAUGGCGCUACUCCUGAACCUUCAAAUUUCUUCUCGAACGCGUUCUCGGUCAUUAGCAGCCAGGUCCCCCGACUACCAGAGAAUGUUGGGCUUGCUCUCUCAAUCGCGAGGACAAAACUGUUUAGAAGUGGCCUCGUCGAUGACAAACAUUACGACCUUGAAGCAAUCAUCCAGGCGGCAGCGUCACUACCACCAAACUCGAAGACAUGCAAGGGUCUGGCUGGACUCCUCAUUAAGCCACUUUGGAACGAUUUGCAGCAUCCUCCGUUAGCCUAUCUGGGUGACGACUUCAAAUAUCGCAAGUCAGAUGGCUCCAACAACAAUAUCAUGUACCCCCGCCUGGGUGCCGCUGGCUCCUGCUACGCUCGUACUGUGACGCCUGAGACACUUGCUCCGUCCGUUCUUCCAGAUGCUGAACUCGUCUUCGAAACGAUAUUUGCCCGAGAAGGCGAAAUUAGGAAGCAUCCGAAUGAAAUUUCGAGUGUUCUAUUUUAUCUUGCAAGCAUUAUCAUUCAUGACAUCUUCCGAACCGACGAGCAUGAUUCGAAUAAGCUCAAAAACUCUUCGUACUUAGACCUCAGCCCCUUGUAUGGAAGCUCGGAUGACCCGAAAUCAGAUGCAUGCGUCGCGAAUGUCCGAACCUUCAAGGAUGGCAUGCUAAAGCCCGACACCUUCAGCGAGACUCGGGUUUACGCACUUCCGGCAGGUGUUGCUGUCUUGUUGCUGUGCUUCAACCGCUUCCACAAUUACGUUGCUUCACAGCUGAAGAUAAUCAACGAGGAAAAUCGCUUCAGCGAAGAUCCUCGACAAUCGCCAGAAGCAGCCCGGAAAAAGGUUGAUGAAGAUCUUUUCCAAACUGCCAGACUUAUUACCUGUGGUCUUUACGUGAACAUCAUCCUUCACGAUUAUGUUCGAACCAUCCUUAAUCUACAGGCCACUGACUCCACUUGGACCCUAGACCCGCGAACAGAUUGUGAAAGCAUCUUUGAUCAGCACGGCGUUCCCUCUGGGAUCGGCAACCAGGUCAGCGUCGAGUUCAAUUUGGUCUACCGCUGGCACUCAGCAAUCAGCGAACGUGACGCCAAUUGGGUCGAGGGUCUGUACCGUCAUAUAUUCAAAACCGAGGACAUCACGCCUUAUCUCCAGGACCGGGAACAAUUCUACAAAAAAGUCGGACCGUGGUUUGCAGAGAUCAAGGCCAAAAAGCCUGAAGAUCGGGAACAUCGUGAUUUUAGAAGGAAUGAGGAUGGAAGAUUCAACGACGAAGUCCUGGUCAAAAUCCUGGCGGAAAGCACAAAAGAUGUGGCUGGAGCCUUCGGUUCAAAGAAUGUGCCCUUGGUGAUGAGGCUGAUCGAGGUCAUGGGCAUCGAACAGGCUCGGAAAUGGAAUGUCUGUACCUUGAAUGAAUUCCGAAAAUUCUUCAAGCUUGAACCGCACAGAACGUUCACCGAUAUCACCAAGAAUGCUGAUGUUGCUCGCACUCUGGAGACACUCUAUUCGAAGCCAGACUAUGUUGAAUUGUACCCGGGUUUGGUUGCUGAAGACGCAAAGCAAGUCUUGGAGCCCGGAUCUGGUCUUUGCCCCGGAUAUACAGUCUCAAGAACAAUCCUUGCUGAUGCAGUUGCAUUAGUAAGAGGUGACAGGUUCUACACCGUGGAUUAUACUCCCGCAAAUCUUACUAACUGGGGCUGGAAUCUAGUCAAGUCAGAUCCGGAGGUCGCUGGAGGUGGUGUCAUCUACAACCUGUUGAUGCGCGCGAUGCCUUCGUGCUACAGAGGCAACUCGGUCUUUGCGAUGUUUCCUUUCGUCCGUCCAAGCAAGACCCGUGAGCUGCUGGGGAAAAUCAACAAACUGGAUGACUAUGACUUUUCAGACCCAUAUAUGAAGCCGCCGCCAAAGCCUGUCAAGUCUCAUAAAGCAGUUACGGAUAUUCUCAAAAACAAUCGUUCGUUCAAAGUGCCCUGGGGCCCGCAUACCAAAGCACUGACAGGUCAUGACUUUAUGCUGGGUGGAGACGAAUUUCACAACCGAGUCCAGCGGCAUGAGAUUAUGGAAAAAUUAUACACGCCUUGCGACUGGGCGCAGCAAAUCCGCGACUACUAUGAGCAAACAACUUAUCAACUCAUCAAAGUACAUAGCAACAAGCUACUGGAGAACCGAUCUCAGAUAGACAUUGUUAAAGACAUUGCUAACCCAUCUCACACCCUAUUCGCUGCUCGAAUGUUUCACCUUCCGGUUGAUGACCCAGAUCAUCUCUUGCCUGGGGCCAACACAAAGAGCUUGUAUCUCGGCUUCGCCAGUCUUUUCGCCUAUGUUUUCCUCGACAGUGACACUGCCAGAUCUUUCAAGCUUCGGACAAACGCGAAGAAAGCGACGGAGAAAUUGAGAAACCUUGUGCGAAAGGUCGUGCAGGCCGUUGCACUCGACGAGCACCACCAUUUCAACAAGCUAUUCGACUGGAGCACCAGCGGGAAGCUUCUGUCAGAUUAUGGCAUCCACAUGAUCCAACGUUUACUCAACAGGGGGAAAAGAGUGGAUGAGGUAGUGGCAGAAAUUCUCCCAACUGCUGCAGGGGCCGUAGCGACACAAGCACAAGCAAUGGCUCAGAUGCUCGAUGUGUACCUUGAACCAGACAACAUGAGACAUUGGCCAGAGAUCCGACGAUGUGCUUACUCGAACGAUCCAGCCGACUUCAAGACACUACAGAAGUACGCACUCGAAGCUUGCAGACUUGCACCAGCUGCAUUUGGUCUCUUGCGCACUGCUGCCGAGUCAGGGAAGAUUCAAGAUGGCAACAGGACCAUCUCCUACGAAAAGGGCAAUAUGAUCUACACCGAUUUUGUCUCCGCGGGUCGUGACAUGAGAACCUUUGGAGGAAACGCAAACGAGAUCGACGUCAGCCGUGACCUCAACGAUUACAUCGAUCAGGGUCAUGGCCCGCAUGACUGCAUUGGCCGAAACAUCAGUCAGAUAUCUCUGGCAGUUCAGCUGGGACUUUUUGCCAAAUUGAAGAAUUUGCAGAGAGUGCCUGGUCAGGCCGGGAAGCUCAAGUACACCACUGAACUUCCUCACGGGAACCCUGGAAGUAUUCGGGUAUAUAUGACGGAGGAUUGGAGUAGUUGGUGGCCGUUCCCCACCACAAUGAAAGUUCAACACGAAGGCUUCUGCAAAACUAUCGAAGAACAUACCUCUAUCCAUGGCCAGAGGAAUAUCGUGAGGAGGGUAGAUAGUGUUAUGAGUCCACCUGAUAUCCACAUGAACGGCGCUUCUCAAGGGCUGGGCAAGGAGAUCCUGACCGCCUUUGCGCGUUCUGGCGCUCACGGCGGGGCUGUCGACCUCUCCAUUGGCUCGGCCAAGCAAUCCGUGUCAGAAAUCAACACUGAGCUCAAAGAAUCCGGGCUGCCUCCUGCCAACCUCAAGGGUUAUGAAUGUGAUACAUCUUCUGAGGAAGGCGUGAAGAGCACUUGGCAACAAAUACUGAAAGACUUCCAAAGGAUAGACGUCGUAGUCACCAACGCAGGGAUCAUUGGGGAGUCGCCGGCGGAGGAAUACCCGUUCGAGGACUGGAGGAGGUUGUUGGAGGUCAACGUGAACGGGACCUUCUUGUUUGCGAGGGAAGCUGGGAAGCACAUGCUGGAAAAAGAGAUCAAGGGAACCAUCAUCAUGAUCUCGUCUAUGUCCGGCCUUGUGGUGAAUCGACCUCAGAAGCAAAGUGCGUACAAUGUGUCGAAAGCAGCGACGACGCAAAUGAUGAAAUCCUUUGCCACCGAAUGGGCCCCACACGGGAUCCGCGUGAAUGCGCUCUCACCAGGUUACAUUCAGACACCGAAAAACGAGGGGGAGGAGAUGAAAAAGAGGUCCAAGGAAUGGAUCCAGCACAUUCCGCUCGGCCGCGUCGCCAAACCUGACGAGUUCAGAGGCACGGUGGUCUGGAUGGCCAGUGAUGCUAGCAGUUACAUGACUGGUGCAGACAUCGUUGUUGAUGGCGGCUAUACCGCUUGGUGA
This is a messenger RNA of Endocarpon pusillum Z07020, 4197 nucleotides long. RefSeq lists its product as uncharacterized. The record is from RefSeq and is a predicted model, not a curated record. NCBI's taxonomy places the organism in Eukaryota, Fungi, Ascomycota, Eurotiomycetes, Verrucariales, Verrucariaceae. Gene Ontology annotation, molecular function: peroxidase activity; iron ion binding; oxidoreductase activity, acting on paired donors, with incorporation or reduction of molecular oxygen. Bases 1 to 4197 code for a protein of 1398 amino acids. Gene Ontology annotation, biological process: response to oxidative stress. The transcript is spliced from 9 exons.